This is a messenger RNA of Penicillium alfredii, 1092 nucleotides long. Its product is annotated as hydroxyacyl-thioester dehydratase HTD2. Bases 1 to 1092 code for a protein of 363 amino acids. The record is from RefSeq and is a predicted model, not a curated record. Gene Ontology annotation, molecular function: (3R)-hydroxyacyl-[acyl-carrier-protein] dehydratase activity. NCBI's taxonomy places the organism in Eukaryota, Fungi, Ascomycota, Eurotiomycetes, Eurotiales, Aspergillaceae. Gene Ontology annotation, cellular component: mitochondrion. The transcript has 2 exons.
AUGUAUGCUUCUGUCCUGUCAUUACUAACACCAAUCCGUCCUAUAUUGGCACGGGGAGGUCGACCCGUUGCUUCUCGCAGCUUCGCGACUGCACGUCGUCUGUGCUCCGCAGAUCCCUCCCCCUCCUCGAUAGCUUCGUCAUUUCUCUCGCGCUUCCAAUCCCUCGGCCCUCAAACCCGGACACAGAUCAUUGACGCCAACCAGCUUCAGCUCCUCACUCUGACUUUAAACCGCCCGAGUCUCUUCCCCGGGUCACCCUCGCUCUCCGAUACCGCAGCCCCACCGUCCGACACACCCGUGCCUCCAGGCUAUCACCUGGUGUAUUUCACCCCAGCAUUCUUGGAAAGCGAGCUUGGAGCAGACGGAACAGAUGCCUCAUACAACCCUGAAGUGCCUUUCACGCGUCGAAUGUGGGCCGGGGGUGAGGUGCUUUGGCCCCGCGGUGCAGAUGGCCAACCCAAUCUGUUGCGUGUGGGACAGCAAGUACAGGAGACGACACGGGUGCUGAGUGCAGAGCCCAAAGUUGUUAAAAAGACUGGGGAGGACAUGAUCGUGGUCGGGGUGGAGAAGGAGUUCGCCAACGAGCAUGGCGUGUCCAUUGUGGACCGAAGGAAUUGGGUGUUCCGCAAAGCGCUUCCCGUCCGAUCUGCCUUGUCGCCAUCCAAUGUGCAGGCUCCAUCCCCUGCGGCGCAUGUCGCGCGCCCGAAUUCCUCUGCCAUCACCACCGAGGGCAAUACCCAUAUGCGGACGUUGGUGCAGACACCUGUGACGCUCUUUCGGUUCUCUGCCCUCACCUUCAAUCCGCACAAGAUUCAUUACUCGCUGCCGUGGGCCCGGGAUGUCGAAGGACACAGGGAGAUUGUCGUUCACGGUCCCUUGAACUUGAUCUCCAUCUUGGACCUGUGGAGGGACACCCAAAGCAAGACCGGUAGUGAUCCUGCUUUGGUUAUUCCCGAGCACAUCUCGUACCGAGCGACAAGCCCAUUAUAUGCUGGAGACGAGUAUCGCAUUGAACUGGAGGAGGGAGACAUCUCCAAGGUGCAGAUCAUUGGGCCCACUGGAGUCGCCAUGAAGGCAGAGAUCCACGGGUAA